AUGGCGUCAGAUAACAAUCCACCGUUCUCUUCUGUAGACAUUCAGGCUCUUGCAAGUUUGGUUAACCAGAUCAAUCUUAUGCAAUCGAAUGCAACAAGAACGCAAUCAAAUCCUGCAUUGGAUCCAGCGAGUCCCUAUUUUCUGCAUCCCGGAGAAAAUUCAGGUUCUUCUUUACUUUCGACUCCUUUAGUAGGAAACAAUUAUCAAAUUUGGGAGAAAGCUAUGUGGAGAACACUUACAUCAAAGAAUAAACUAGGAUUUGUAAAUGGAUCAAUUAAAAAACCUGAAAGAGGAACUGCGUUGUUUGAAGCAUGGGAACGGUCUAACACAUAUGUAGUUUCUUUGAUUAAUCAAUCUUUAAGCCCUGAGAUAGCUAAGAGUGUAGUGUGGAUAAAUUCUGCUGAGGAAUUGUUGAAAGAAUUAAAGCAUAGGUACUGUCACGGAGACAUAUAUAGAAUUGCAGAACUAGAGGAAGAUCUAUUUGCUACAAGACAAGGAGAGUUAACAAUUACUGCUUACUAUACAAAAUUGAAAGAGAUUUGGGAAGAAUUAGAUAAUUUGCGCCCGAUUCCGAUCUGUUCAAGAUGUUCUGAAAACUGCACCUGUGAAUUGAAUAUAUUGAGAGGUUAUAAGGAAGACUCAAGUGUUGUAAGACUCUUGCGUGGAUUGAAUGAUCAAUAUUCUAUUGUACGAUCUCAAAUCAUGCUGAUGAAACCAUUGCCCAAAGUAGACGCAUUUUUUUCUGAUUUGCUUCAGCAAGAGAGGCAGUUUAACAUGAAUGAAAUAGUUGAAGGGAAGGCAUUGAUAACCAAUGCAAGAACUGAUGGUAGAAUUAUUAGAGGAAGGGGUAGAGGCAAAGGAGACACAUGCUAUAAAAAGCAUGGGUUCCCUCCUCAUUUCAAGAAUGGUGGUGCCUCUAUUAACAUUUUGGUUGCUGAAGAAAGUGAUGAUAACAGCAAUCAAUCUCAAGAAGCAUUCAGCAAUUCUGAGCUUGGCUUUACUUUAGAGCAAAAGGAAGCAUUAUUAGCUCUCUUGAAUCAGCAAGAUGCACAACCAAAGCAUAGCAUAAAUCAAAUUGUUGCCACCACACUUCCGUCAAGCCAAGGUAUCUCUUACAUAAUGUCAAUGUCUAAUUUCAGUCCAAAAUCCUGGGUCAUUGACUCAGGUGCUACAAAUCAUGUUGCCUAUUCAAAGUCAUUCUUUCAGUGUCUAUAUCAAAUAAAACCUGUUCUUAUUAAUAUGCCUGAUGGUACCAGUACAAUAACCCAAUAUGCAGGAACCAUAGUAUUCUCAGACCAGUUUAAAUUGUUUCAUGUGUUUUAUAUUCCAACAUUCAAGUUUAAUCUAAUAUCUGUGUCUAAAUUGACUGCCGAUUCAAAAUUAAAACUUACAUUUGAUGAAUUUGGUUGUGAAAUUCAGGAAAAGAUUACCAUGAAGACAAUUGGUGUAGCUGAACAGAGAAGAGGCUUGUAUGCUUUUGAAAACCUCAUACCUGUUCAAGCUGCAUCUUCAUCUGUUCUUUCAUCUACAUCUGCACUGACUAUUCAGCCUGCACAAUAUCUGCAUCUUCAUCUAUUCUUUCAUCUGCAUCUGCACUAG
Messenger RNA from Arachis duranensis, 1599 nucleotides. RefSeq lists its product as uncharacterized. The coding region runs from base 1 to 1599 and encodes 532 amino acids. Lineage: Eukaryota; Viridiplantae; Streptophyta; Magnoliopsida; Fabales; Fabaceae. The record is from RefSeq and is a predicted model, not a curated record. The transcript has 2 exons.